CGGGGAAUGAAAUCCUCGCUAGUGACCUUAACUGUUGACGCAGCAGAAAAUCUUAUAUAAUCAUUCACUGACCUUGACUUCUCUGGGUGUCUGACGAGUGAUCGUAUCGGUGUGAAGUUCUCCGAUUAGUAUUUGCUUGGGAGUCUAAUGCAACAAGAAAAAAUUUCCUGUUAGAUCAUUUCAUGUUUGUAGAUGUGAGUGUGUGAAAUUGCCAGUCUUUCCAUCCUAAAGCCAAUAUUACACCACGCCGGCUUCAAGAUGCAUUGGCGGCUAGUGUUCCUUGCAAUGUGGGUAAGCCUAGGCAUGUUACAAUGUUCCACACUAUUACAAGAAGAAGGUUUAGUCCUAAAAGGAAGACUGUGCUGUGAGGAGGGCCAAAUUCUCACUGACAAUGGCUGCGUGCCUGGUGUCAACACAGCCACUUUCUCGCCGCCAGUCUCCGCAAAUCUGUCACAAAUUACAAGCAACGUCUCUUGGUCUUUCGAGCCGUUAAUGUGUCCCAGAGGAUUCUACGUCAACCACCUUCUUCUGGAUGGAAGGAAUAAUACGCUAGAUAUAGAGGAGGGAGAAAUUUACCUGAAAUGGAUGGAGGUCUUGGCCUUCAAAAGCAGCUCUGACUACUGCGUGGGGCCCACUGUGGACGGCGGCUACGCGGCCCGGACUUGCCACCCUAAUGUCGAGAAGCUCUGCACGAGGGAAACGUGUGUCCAGAAGUGCUGUGGCGACGGAGAGGUUGUGGAGUUGGCAUCGACGAGCUGCAUAAAACGGGAUGUGGGCGGAUUUUCUCCCGAAUUCCGUACGCAUCAUGGAAGUCCAAUCCCAAGACCCAUGAAUAUUUUGGUGUUUGAGAAGAUGCCCGUUUGCGAAGGCCUAGCUCUCCUCAACCCCCGCGCCAAACCGAUACAGGAGUUCUACCUGCUCCCGAAUGGGAAUUUGUAUGAACCGCGCUACGCCGUAGAAUUCGUGCCGGGCAGAUAUUGUCUGGAACACUUUGUAGACUUUUCAGCCGACGUCGCCUUCGUAUGUCGGGAACCUCUGAGUAAGGCCAUCAUAAUCAAGAACCAUCUGCAGGCGGCCGGGUUGGUGGUGUCAUGCGUGUUCCUGUCGGUGACCAUCGUGUGCCACCUCGCCAUCAAACAGCUGCGCGACAUCCAAGGCCUCUGCCUCCUGUGCUACAUGGUGUCACUGCUGAUCGCUAACGCUGUCCUCUUCACGGGAUCUCAGUUCUCCAAAGUAAUUAGCAAGUCCCACUGCGUCUUUAAUGGUUUUCUCCUACAGCAUUCAUUUCUCGCGACGUUCUUCUGGCUCAAUGUCAUGUGCUUUGAUGUAUGGCGCGUCAUUAAAGCGACCGUGAAGCUGGUACCACUGCGGGGUAUCUUAGCCAAUGACGCCAAGAAGUUCAGGCUGUACUGCGCGUAUGCUUGGGGCGUCCCUCUGGUCGUGACGCUGGCGACCCUCUUGCUGCAUUUCCUGCCCGACGAGAAGGUUGCGGACGGAGUUCUUCGGCCGGGCUUUGGGCGGGAGUCGUGCUGGUUCAGUGGUGAUUACGAACUUCUGAGUUACUUCUACGGGUUGGUCGGUGUGCUGUUUCUCCUGAACCUGAUUCUCCUCGGCCACACUCUCGCGAUGCUGUUCCAGGCCGGCGGCGCCUUCAGCCGCUGCCGUUCUCAGAACACCAGCUCACUCACAGCCUUCAACCGGAAUCACCUUGAUGUGUUCUGGCAGCGGUUUAGCCUCUUCUGUUUAAUGGCGCUUUGGUGGGUCGCGGAAAUUCCCUCCUGGAAAAUUAAUCCCCUGGAAAUUUGGAUCCCGGCAGACAUCAUCAACUCCCUGCAAGGCUUCAUCGUGUUCGUGAUCUUCGAGAGGAGCCGCAAGAAGCGCGAGAUCGUGAGCCACACGUGGAAGGACACUGUGUCCACCGUGUCUCAGACAGUGAGGAAACUUUCCCACACGGGCGAAACCAGCGUCGUGUGGCACGUGAGCGACAACCAGGUGUGCAUCGCGAACCCCGACGGAUCGUCCUCAAGCAACAACAAACUCGCCGAGGAAACAACUUCCGACUUAGGCGAACGGAAGGACCCAGAGGGCGGCGACGGGGAGGCAACGCAGGCGGGGGAGAUCAACCCAAGCUUCCAGAACGCGGAUUAAAGCGGAUGUGGCCUACCUAGCCACUGGGUGGGCAAGCCAACCCAAGUCAGUCAGAACUGGGUAAAUAGAGAUGGCGACUCGAUAAAAACACCGGGCGGAAGGCAACGGCAAACCACCGCUCUAAAAUGCCUAGAAAAUCAUGGAAAAUCCAUGAUCGCCAACGUCCUUGUGGGACAGGGCACUUGAAAAAAAGGAUGUUAUCAGAAUUUAUCUUCUAAUAUGUUUGAAUGUACUUUUGGAUACUGAAAUUAGGUUGUCUGACAAGUGAAAGGGUGCAUAUAGUUGAAACUAUAAGAUCUGGUAAUGUUUACAUUCAUAUUCGCUACAUGUGGAGCCGACUUAGAAUGCGGCACAUGUAUCACAAAGUGUCUUUAGCAGAUAGUAGCAAAGUAUAUAUGUACAUAAUAUAUACACAUAUAUAUA
Molecule: messenger RNA, 2571 nt
Organism: Penaeus monodon (black tiger shrimp)
Lineage: Eukaryota; Metazoa; Arthropoda; Malacostraca; Decapoda; Penaeidae
Product: probable G-protein coupled receptor Mth-like 4
Exons: 9
Coding region: 259-2148 (629 amino acids)
Biological process (GO): cell surface receptor signaling pathway; G protein-coupled receptor signaling pathway
Cellular component (GO): membrane
Molecular function (GO): G protein-coupled receptor activity
Source: RefSeq, a predicted model, not a curated record